ACGUCACGAGAUUGACAGCUCGCCGCCUUCCGCCACUUCCACAGCCAUUGCCGGGCGAGGUUCGCGUCGACUGCCCAGAGUCCGCGAAUCGCUCGCAAAUUCACCACCAUCACCAACAACAACACCACCAACAACAUCACCACCAUCAACAACAACCAAGCACGAAGCGAUCCCGCAGCGAGUGGAAACCAGACUCCGUCCAACGUGCACCAUGUCUCAGUACAGCUUCCUGCUGGAGCCCAUCUCCUGCCACUCGUGGAAUAAAGACCGCACACAGUUGGCGCUGAGCCCCAACAACCACGAGGUGCACAUCUACCAGAAGAGCGGCACCCAGUGGAACAAGCUGCACGAGCUCAAGGAGCACAAUGGGCGCAUCACCGGCAUCGACUGGGCGGCGCAGAGCAACCGCAUCGUGACGUGCGGCGCCGACCGCAACGCGUACGUGUGGACGCUCAAGGACGGCGCCUGGAAGCCGACGCUGGUGAUCCUGCGCAUCAACCGCGCCGCCACCGCCGUCAAGUGGUCGCCGCAGGAGAACAAGUUCGCCGUGGGCAGCGGCGCCCGCCUCAUCUCCAUCUGCUACUUCGAGGAGGAGAACGACUGGUGGGUGAGCAAGCACAUCAAGAAGCCCAUCCGCUCCACCGUGCUCAGCCUGGAUUGGCACCCCAACAACGUGCUUCUGGCGGCCGGCUCCUGUGACUUCAAGUGUCGCAUCUUCUCGGGGUACAUCAAGGAGGUGGACGCUAAGCCCUCGCCCACGUCCUGGGGCACCAAGAUGACCUUCGGCCAGGUGAUGGCAGAGUUCGGCUCUGGCGCUGGCGGCUGGGUUCACAGCGUGAACUUCUCGGCCAGUGGGGAGCGGCUGGCGUGGGUCAGCCACGACAGCACCGUCUUCGUGUCCGACGCGGCAAAGAACAUGGCUGUGACUGAGCUGAAGACGGAGUAUCUGCCGCUGCUGGCGCUGAUGUUCAUCACCGAGAACAGCCUGGUGGCUGCUGGCCACGACUGCUGCCCGCUGCUCUUCACGUACAACGGCAGCGCGCUGGCGCAGGGCGGCCGCCUGGACGUGCCCAAGCAGAGCUCCCAGCGCAGCCUCUCGGCCAUGGAGCGCUUCCGCAACAUGGACAAGCGCGCAGCGGCCGACGAGGGAAAAGCGGCGCUGGACACGCUGCACCAGAACAGCAUCACGCAGCUGUCCAUCGUUGCGGGCGACAAGAAGAGCUGCAGCAAGUUCUGCAGCACCGGCAUGGACGGGGCCAUGACCAUCUGGGACUGCAAGAGCCUGGAGUCGUCCAUUCAAGGGCUCCGCAUCGCCUGAAGAGCGUCCGUCGCUCUCGGAGGAGAAACGGAAUGAAAUUCCCUUUUCUUAAGUCAUUCCGGCGCACGCAUGCUGCCACGCUUUAUAAUCGACAUUUUUUUAAUGUAACUAAAAAAAAAUGAAAAUCAAGCCCCCCCCCCCCCCCCCCCCCGCUUAAACGUAUAAAACAUCGGAGAGUAACGAACGCCACAAGGUCCAAGUGAGAAAAUCCUGCGUACGUGAACCCUCCCGUGUAAAUGUAACCUGUGCCAAAUUAAAACGCAUUUUUACAGCU
Lethenteron reissneri (Far Eastern brook lamprey) is the source of this 1592-nucleotide messenger RNA. RefSeq names its product actin-related protein 2/3 complex subunit 1A-like. Gene Ontology annotation, biological process: Arp2/3 complex-mediated actin nucleation. Lineage: Eukaryota; Metazoa; Chordata; Hyperoartia; Petromyzontiformes; Petromyzontidae. The record is from RefSeq and is a predicted model, not a curated record. Gene Ontology annotation, molecular function: actin filament binding. Gene Ontology annotation, cellular component: actin cytoskeleton; Arp2/3 protein complex.